AUGGCAUCACCUCAUGAAUAUCAUCACACCAUUAUUAUCUUUAACACAAAACCAUUAAGCCUUAUUUUCCUCCUUUUCUUCUUCAUUAUUGUCUUUGCUUCUUCUUCUUCUUCUUCCUCGUCGGAUUCUGAAUCUCUCCUAAAAUUCAAGGACUCUUUGCAGAACAAUUCCGCCCUAUUCCCUACUUGGAAAGCCUCAACCUCACCAUGUACCGCCAACGAACAAUCCAAUUGGGAAGGUGUUCUUUGCAGCCAAGGCAUGAUUUGGGGUCUAAAGCUUGAGAACAUGGGGCUUAAAGGCACAAUUGAUUUGGACUCUCUCAAAAACUUGCCUAACCUUAGAACCAUAAGCCUUAUGAACAACAAUUUCGACGGGCCAUUACCCGAUAUAGGGCAACUCGGAUCACUCAAAACAGUCUAUCUGUCAAACAACAAAUUCAGCGGGGUCAUUGAUAGUGACAUCUUCUUAAGAACCUUGUCAUUGAAGAAGGUGCACUUGGCUUACAACCAAUUCACAGGCGGGAUCCCUUCGUCGCUCGCUUUCUUGCCUAAGCUUAAGGAGUUGAGGCUCGAGGGCAACCAAUUUGAAGGGCUCAUACCGAAUUUCCCUCAGAAGACAUGGCUUUCUUUCAAUGUGUCCAACAAUGCAUUGGGAGGUCACAUCCCGUUAGGCCUUAGUACUUUGGAUGCCAGCUCCUUUUAUGAAAACCAAGAUCUCUGUGGACCUCCACUAAAACCAUGUUCCCUACACAAGUUCUCGGUAUUCAGUCUUGUCAUCGUCGUGAUAGUUGUUCUAAUGGCACUUUCCGCCAUAUGCGCGGUGAUAUUCAUCCUCAGCCACCGAAGGCAAACAUCCACAACUGAAGAGGAUCCGACGCAGCCCAAGACGGAGCAAGGUGAAGACGAAAGCUUGUCACCCAGACGCUCUCUAGCCGUGAGUAGUAGUGCAACCGCGAAAAGAGGGGAGAGCACGAAGCUGGUGUCCGUUAGGGACGACAGAGAGAAGUUUGACAUGCAGGACUUGCUUAGGGCAUCUGCCGAGAUCUUAGGGAGCGGAAACUUUGGCUCCUCUUACAAGGCGGCGUUAUUGAGCGGCACGGUGAUGGUGGUGAAGAUAUUUAAGCAAAUGAACAAUGUGGGAAGGGAAGAGUUCCAACAACACAUGAGAAGGAUAGGGAGGUUGAGACACCGUAACGUGCUUCCUCUUGUGGCCUAUUAUUAUAGGAAGGAAGAGAAGCUCUUGGUUUCUGACUAUGUUCAAAAGGGUAGCUUGGCAGUUCAUUUGUAUGGUACGUUUGUUUUACAACAUAGCAGCCUUGAUUGGAGAACAAGGUUGAAGAUCAUCAAAGGUGUAGCAAAUGGUCUAAAGUAUCUUCACACCGAGCUUCCAACCGUAAUCGCAGCACAUGGCCACCUCAAACCGUCAAAUGUUCUUCUCAAUGAAUCCUAUGAGCCUCUCCUAAGCGACUACGCUCUAAUCCCAAUAACGAACCAAGAGCAUGCGCAACAGCUUAUGGUGGCCUACAAGUCCCCAGAGUACCUCCAACACGGUCGGAUCACCAAGAAGACCGACAUUUGGAGCCUCGGGAUACUGAUACUAGAGAUACUGACUGGUAAACCCCCGGAUUACGGGGAUUUGGUGAAGUGGGUGAGUUCCAAGGCAGACAGGGAGGAGGAGGAGCUGAACGAGGUGUUCGAUGGGGAAUUACUGAAGGCGGGGCCAACGAGUAACGCGGGCGAGGAAAGGGAGGUGUUGGUGAAGCUGCUGAGGAUAGGGAUGGAGUGUUGCGAUGUGGAUGUGGAGAAGAGAUUGGAUGUGAAAGAGGCUGCUGAUAAGAUUGAAGAACUGAAAGAGAUCAUAUCAACGGCAGAUCAUCAUAAAACAAGUGGUAUUUCUACUGCUUAUAAUAGGGUGGAUGAUAUUGAUGAUUUUUACUCCACUUGUGCUAGUGAAAUGGACAUGAGGUCCUCAAGAGCUCUUUCUGAUGAAUUCCUCAAUUUCAACGUCAAAUUAGGCUGA
Messenger RNA from Morus notabilis, 2019 nucleotides. Its product is annotated as pollen receptor-like kinase 1. Gene Ontology annotation, molecular function: protein kinase activity; protein binding; ATP binding. Lineage: Eukaryota; Viridiplantae; Streptophyta; Magnoliopsida; Rosales; Moraceae. The transcript is spliced from 3 exons. The record is from RefSeq and is a predicted model, not a curated record. Gene Ontology annotation, biological process: protein phosphorylation. Bases 1 to 2019 code for a protein of 672 amino acids.